Monoraphidium neglectum is the source of this 2661-nucleotide messenger RNA. RefSeq lists its product as hypothetical. Gene Ontology annotation, molecular function: RNA binding. Gene Ontology annotation, cellular component: ribonucleoprotein granule; mitochondrial matrix. Gene Ontology annotation, biological process: mitochondrial RNA processing; regulation of mitochondrial mRNA stability; chloroplast rRNA processing. NCBI's taxonomy places the organism in Eukaryota, Viridiplantae, Chlorophyta, Chlorophyceae, Sphaeropleales, Selenastraceae. The transcript is spliced from 2 exons. The record is from RefSeq and is a predicted model, not a curated record. Bases 1 to 2661 code for a protein of 886 amino acids.
AUGGUCAGAAAUGGCGGCCACACCGAAGCCCAGCUCAGCAGCGGCAGUGCGAACCGCAGGCCCCGCGAAGCCGCAGGCAGCUGCGGCGCAGCCAGCGACGGCUACAUAGGGGCGCGUGCGCUGACCAGGCUGAUCACCCAGGCCCGAGAUUGGCGCCAACUGCUGCAGCUCUGCGAUGCGCACGGCAGCGGGUUUGACCAGAUUCAUCUGUCAGCUGCCAUGGUGAGGCUGGCGGCGCUGUAUGGCAGAGGAAUGGAUGGCACGCGGCAGCAUUGCAGCAGCAGCGGCGGCGACGGUGCCGGAUGGGUGCGGGCGGCGGAGCAGGGCCUUGGGGAGUCGGCGGGCGACGCCCCGGCCACAGCGGGGCCCAGCAGCCUUGCGCUCGACCUGCUGCAGCGCGCCGAGGAGCGGGGCGGCGCGCUCACGCACCGGCAGUCGUCCAACAUUCUCUGGGCGGCCGCGCGGCUGGGUGUGGCGCCGGCGCCCCAGCGGCUAGCGCGCCUGAUGGCCUGCUGCUCGGGGCCGCGGGGGCUGUGGGGCUUCAGCCCCCAAGAGCUCUCCAACCUCGUGUAUGCCUUGGCGCUGCUGCGGCCGCACUACUUCGGCGGCAGUGAGGCGGCUGGGGCUUUGGCCUCAUCGGCGGCGGCACAAAGACACUCGUGCGGCGUCGCCGGCGGCUGGGGCGGCGGCAGCGGCGCGCAGCUGAGCAGCACCUUUAGCGGCGCCAUCACCACCAUCUACAGCAGAGGCGCCGCCCGUCAGCCCCCCUGGGAUGACAAGUUCCUGCUUGCACUUUUCGAGGCGGCCUCUGCGGCCCUGCCCCGCUGCAACGAGCGCGACCUCUCGCAGCUCGCCUACUCGCUCUCCCUCCUGCGCCCCUCGCCGCCGCGCGGCUGGCUGGCGGCGUGGGCGCGGCGCGCGGGGGCGCUGCUGCCGGAGAUGGGGCCGCAGGCGCUGGCUAACAGCGCGUACGGCGUCGCGAGGCUCGCGACGGCUGGCGGCGCGGACUGUAGCCACGGCGGCCCCAUCUUUGGCAGCAGCACCUCCGGCGGCUUUGGCACCUCCAACAGCAACAGCAGCCUGAUCGACACGCUCCCUGGCAGCGCGGCACUGGUCCGCGUCAGCAGCAGCAGCAGCAGCAGCAGCAGCUGCUGCGGCGAGGGGGGCGGGGGCGGCGGCAGCGCGGAAGUUGAAGACCUUUUGGCUGCUCGGCAGUGGAUGAGGGCGUGCCUCCAGUACGCCGCGCUCCAUGCGCGCGGCAUGGAUGCCGGGGAGCUCAUCGGCCAGGUGAUGUGGGCGGCCGGCCAGCUGGGCGGCGCGGCGGGCGCGCCAGUGGCGCCGGAGGCGGCCGUGCGGUCGCUGGUGGAGCGCGCCGCGGCGCUCGUGGCCACGCGCGGCGGGGCCGAGGCGGCGGCGGGGCACCUGGGCGUUCUGCUGCUCAGCAUGGGGCAGAUGGGGCUGCCGCCGCCGGACGAGGCCUGGCAGCGCGGCGCGUGGCGUGCGGCGGCGCGGCAGCUGGCGCACCUGACCGGCCCGCGCCUGUGCAACUUCCUGUCUGGCGCGGCCGCGCUGCACAUGGCACCGCCGCCGCCGCGGCUGCAGGAGCGGCUGCUGCAGGCCGCGGCGGCCGCGGCCGAGGGCGGCGACCCCAGGACCUGCGCUCGCAUCGCAUACUGCGUAGCGGCGCUUGGGUGGCGGCCAGAGAAGCGGUGGCUCGUGAGGUUUGCCGCGGCCAGCCGGCCGCUGCUGGCUGACUUUGAGCCUCGUGACCUGGCAAACUGCAUCUGGGCGGCGGCGACCAUCGGGGGCUGGCCAGAUGAUAGGUGGCUCGAGUGGUUCCUCGUGGAAUCUUCCCAGAAGCUGCCGCGCUUCCAGACCCGCGAGAUCGCCAACACGCUGUGGGCGCUUGCCUCUCUCGACCACCGCCCUUCGGAGCCUUGGAUGGAGCGGCUUCUCGGCAGCUGCGCGCCCCGCCUCCCCGACUUCCAGGCGCGGGAGCUCUCGGCGGUCAUCUGGGCGCUGGCGCGUCUGAACUAUCACCCGGGCGACGCCUGGCUCAGCAGCUUCCUGGCAGCUUCCCACCAUGUUCUGCCCAGCUUCCGGGCGUCCGAGCUGGCCGCCAUAGCGCGCGCGCUGUGCAAGCUGAACGCCGCGCCGGGCGCCGCCUGGGUCGCGGCUCUGGCGGCGGCGGUCGAGGCGCGGUUUGCCGGGUUCGACUCGGCCGGGGCCCUCACCGCGGUCGCCUCUUUGCGCACGCUCAGCGCAACCGCGGCCGCCGGGGCGGCCGCGGCGCCUGCAGCUGCGCUGUUGCCUGAGCCGCGCGUGGUCGUCAUGCACAGCGGCGCUUACUGGGCAGGUGGGGCGGGCGAGGCGCCGGAGCAGUGGGAUAUGCCGCGCGCAGAGCAGCAGCAGCAGUUGGGCCUAGAUGAUGCAUUCAGCCCGGAUUUCGAGGCCAGCGUGUCGCCGCUGUCGUGGGUCGAGGCGUUUAUGGCAGAGGUCCACGGCAUGGCGGCGCUGAUGACGCUGAUGCCGGACUGGAUGCAGUGGCGCCUGCGCCAGUGGCCGCGCGCAUGGGCGGCGCGGCGGCUGGCGCUUGAGACGGGCCACGGUGGGGGCGGCGGAGAGAUGGGUGGGAGACGGCAGCAGCAGCUGAGCUGCUGA